This is a messenger RNA of Aspergillus pseudotamarii, 1308 nucleotides long. RefSeq lists its product as uncharacterized. Bases 592 to 870 code for a protein of 92 amino acids. Lineage: Eukaryota; Fungi; Ascomycota; Eurotiomycetes; Eurotiales; Aspergillaceae. The transcript has a single exon. The record is from RefSeq and is a predicted model, not a curated record.
AAAAGUCCCAAAGGUAGUGAUUAUAUCACCGCCGAAGUCACACAGUUAAUCGGCCUUAGAACUGCAUAUACCCUAGAACGUCCCUUUUGCCUGAAUAGCAUGAAUAUUCGUGUAGGACUCCUGACAGAGCACCCCUAUUGGAUGCUAGUCUAUAAUGGAAGGUAUUGUCUGUAAUUUGACAUUAGUCUGACCUCAUUUUUGGUCGUUCCUUGGCCAUAGAAUGUCAAUGUUUCCUGUUUUCUAGCGCUACGCUGGCUAGGAUUCCACAGAACCGUGGCCGACCAAAUCACGUCGUGGUGAGGAUUGACCGACAAGUGACGAGCUGUAAAGAGAUAGCAUGACUAUUCUGUCUCGAAGAUAGUUCUGAUCGACAGCUGCAGGCCCUGGCAGCUGCAGGCCCUAUUGCACCGAUAACGCACCCCUUUCCGUUACUGAACGAAACGCCCGCUGAGGGAAUUCACCGUGGGGUCAUAUCGGAGGGGACAGGAGUGAACGCAGGCUCAACGGGCACGAAUGACCGCGAGAAACCACACCCCAGUAUACGCAGACUAGUGAGUCCCUAGGAGGACUAAAAAAACUCAAGGAUGGUCUAUGAAAGGACGACCUCGUGCUCUCAUCUACACCGUAGGUACCCAAUCUGCAGUGUGCGAGCAUCCCACCUGCGCAUACGGCUCAAUCAGAGCCAUCGACACCAAAAAUAUCAGAAACCCAGCCACUCAGAGGUGCGUUCGCACCGGUAGGUCCUGGGAUCGUCUCUUAACCGGGCGGUGCUGGCUGAGUCCCUCUGAGCUGAAAUAUGGGUCUUUUUCCGAAAGACAGGUUAUUCGGUACGAAAAGACUCAAGUCUCUUUCUUUUACCACGUUUGUUGAGCAGCGUUGAAUGGAGUCAAGAUGGAUAUUUUGGGGAUGCGUCUCGCGUAGCCAAAUGGUACGCCUGAACACCGUUCUGCUGAUCAGUGGAUGAUACCGUUGGAGUAGCCGGUUUUCCGCACGACCCCUUUCCCUCUCGUUGCAACCGUUUCUGCGACUAGCGUGUGUAUAUUGGGGAUAUGAUGUCUCUUCUGUUUGGUGUGAAUGGGUUCAUCUUAGGUCAUUUCCGAUGGUUGUUCCGGAGGUCUCCCGUGACGAGGGACGGGUUGACAUUCUCUCACCCACGGAACAACACCGAAGUAGUAGUAUCCAAUUGCUAAAUAUAUCAACAGAACAAUAUGGGGUCUUUAGCAUUCCAAACUUCUCUUCUCUUCUCUUGAAUGGUUAGUUGCAAAGUACGGAGUACCUUUGCGAGGGUUUUUUUUUUUUUUUUUUUUU